UGGGAGUGAUAAUUGAAUUCUUGUUCUGGUUUGCAUCUGGCCUUUAGUUGUUUCAAGCAUUUUUAUGCUUCAUUGCGUUCCAAAUUUCUCAUCAGGUUCUGCGUGAUCUGAACGUUAAGAAAAUGGUAAUACCUGCAAUAUCCGAACUAAAUGAAACAUGGACAAAAAAUUUUCACUUUGCACCCUUAGAAGAAUCAAAGAGACGAGAGAUGAGGACCAUGAGUAUGUUGGUGUUCCCGGGGACUGAUAUGUUACAGAAGCCUCUACUGAAGCAUCCGUUGGCUGAAGGGCAAAGGACUGCUACAGCUUCUGCACCCAAUCCCAUUUCCUCAGAGGUCGGAAUCCUGAAUCUCAACGAACCUGCUGCUAUUGAAUAUCAUGCCAGCGUACCUGAUUGCUCCAAUUAUGCAUUCAAUAAUAAAACUGGGAUGGUUGAAGAAUCGCCUAGCGAUGAAAAUGAAAAGUGUCUUGACCAUGUUACCGUAAAUUCAAAAACCUCCACAAGUGAUGCUCAGCUCGAGACACAAAUAUCAGUUGAGGAAAUCAAUAAUUGUUCGAAUGGUAUUAUCCCUGACGGGAAACUCGUGAAAUGUAACUAACGAAAUAUACGUGGGAGAAUUUACUUUUGUUGUAGAUGGGGAGACGAGAGAAACAAGGAAUGUUAUGUUUUGAACUGGAUGGCUUUACUAUUUGCCACGUUAAGUUAACUCUGGUAUUCCCUUUAUUUUUGGAUAGGGUAUGAAUUUGUUUCUAAGAUAUGUUGUCCAUAAUUAGCAUGUAUAGGACGUUAAUCAUCUUAUUCCAACGUUCAGUUUUUGGUUCC
This is a messenger RNA of Olea europaea var. sylvestris, 823 nucleotides long. RefSeq names its product increased DNA methylation 1-like. The transcript has 2 exons. Gene Ontology annotation, biological process: negative regulation of DNA-templated transcription. The coding region runs from base 123 to 599 and encodes 158 amino acids. Gene Ontology annotation, molecular function: transcription corepressor activity. Lineage: Eukaryota; Viridiplantae; Streptophyta; Magnoliopsida; Lamiales; Oleaceae. The record is from RefSeq and is a predicted model, not a curated record.